GAGCAGUGACAGGGCGAAGAUCGCGCGCCGGCUGUUUAGGUCCAAACUCCAGCCCGCCAACUGGCAGCGAGAAAUUGAGAGAAACAUGGCUCCGCCGUACGUUUGCUUCCUGGCCCUGGCAGCUGUGCUGCUGCUAGGUAUCGCCACCGUCUCCAGAUCGAAGGGCCUGCGGAGCAAGGAGCAUCAGAGGGCGCCGCGAAUCCCUUCUCAGUUCAGCCAAGUGGAGCGCGUCGCAAUGAAGGAGGCUCUGAAAGGUGCCAUCCAGAUUCCAACAGUGUCUUUCAGCCCCGAGGAGCUCAACACGACAGCCCUGGCUGAAUUUGGAGAAUACAUUCAUAAAGUCUUUCCUACUGUGUUCAAAACCAGCUUUAUCCGGCAUGAAGCUGUGGGAGAGUACAGCCACCUGUUCACUGUCCAAGGCUCGGACCCCAGCCUGCAGCCCUACAUGCUCCUCGCUCACAUUGAUGUGGUGCCUGCCCCUGACGAAGGCUGGGACGUGCCCCCGUUCUCUGGAUUGGAGAGUGAUGGCUUCAUCUAUGGUCGAGGCACACUGGACAAUAAGAACUCUCUUAUGGCAAUCCUGCAGGCCUUGGAGCUUCUGCUGAUCAGAAACUACGUCCCCCGAAGAUCUUUCUUCAUUGCUCUGGGCCAUGAUGAGGAGGUAUCAGGGGUAAAUGGGGCUCGGAAGAUCUCAGCCCUGCUACAGGCAAGGGGCAUCCAGCUAGCCUUCAUUGUGGAUGAGGGGAGCUCCAUCUUGGAUGGUUUCAUUCCCAACCUCCAGAAGCCCUUUGCCAUGGUUUCAGUCUCCGAGAAGGGUGCAAUUAACCUCAUGCUGCAAGUAAACAUGACUCCAGGCCAUUCUUCAGCUCCUCCAAAGGAAACAAGCAUUGGCAUCCUGGCAGCUGCUGUCAGCCGACUGGAGCAGACACCAAUGCCGAACAUGUUUGGAUGUGGGCCAUUGAAGAUGGCAUUGCAGCAGCUGGCAAAUGAGUUUCCCUUCCCUACCAACAUAGUCCUGAGCAACCUGUGGCUAUUUCAGCCCCUUGUAAGCAGGUUGAUGGAGAGGAAUUACAUAACCAAUGCGCUGGUCAGGACCACCACGGCAAUCACCAUGUUCAAUGCAGGUGUCAAGGUGAAUGUCAUCCCCCCUGUGGCCCAGGCCACCGUCAACUUCCGAAUUCACCCUGCACAGACAGUCCAGGAGGUCCUAAAACUAGCCAAGGACAUUGUGGCUGACGACCGGAUCCAGUUCCACGUGUUGAAUGCCUUUGACCCCCUGCCUGUCAGCCCCUCUGAUGAUCAGGCCUUGGGCUACCAGCUGCUCCGCCAGACCAUACAGUCUGUCUUCCCGGAAGUCAACAUUGUUGCCCCAGGUACUUGUAUUGGCAACACAGACAGCAGACACUAUACGAACCUUACCACUGGCAUCUACCGGUUCAACCCCAUCUACCUGCAGCCUCAGAGCUUCAGCAGCAUCCACGGAAUCAAUGAGAAAAUCUCAGUCCUAGCCUAUGAGACCCAGGUGAAAUUCAUCUUCGAGUUCAUCCAGAACGCUGACGAAGACCCCAGGCCAGUUCCUCACCUGCACGAACUGUGAGACAAGGACCUUCCAUGCCUUCCUGGGGCUUGAUGGCAGUGGGCUCCUUUUCCCUGCUCACAAUCCCCGGCCCCUCCUGCCUGCCUGUGGAUGUGAGCUGUUUUUAGGAGCUGGGGCCUAAUGGAAAGUGUUAGAAACACAGUGCAGGAAUUAUCUGAGGUUUUCUGCUACUCCCCCUAAGAUUCACAUUCCUUCCCUCGCCCUCCCUUUUUUGGCCAAUUCAGUACUUAUUCAGCCUUUGUUAGAGGGUGAGCUGAAGAACAAAAAGGAUUCUUCACAUUUGUGCAGAGCUGUACAAAGUGCUUUCACACACCUUAUCUCAUCGGAGCCACAUAAGAACCCCCUUGAAGAAGGUGUCAUUUUUCUUACAGAGGAGGAGUUGGUUCUCAGAGAAGUUACGCAUCUAGCUGGAGGCAGAUUCAAACCCAUGUCAAGCUCAUUGUUAUUCCAUGAUCCUAUGUGACUGAUGAAAUCUACUUCCCAUUGAUUAUCUUAUUUAAUACUGACAAUCACCCCAAAGGUGUUAUUGCCCCUGUUUUUAACAGAUGAGGCAACUGAGGCUCAGAGGUUAAGUAAUUUGUCAUGCAGGUGUUAGGGUCAGAGUCUAUCUGCAUCCAAAGCCUGUGCUAAUAGUACUGAAGAGGAAACUGAGGCUCAGAGAAGUCAUUUGCCCAGAUUACACAGUUCUUAAGGGGCAGCCUUAGAAUUCAAAUGCAGCUCAAAAAUCCCCAAGUCCAGUGCUUUUUCAGUCACACCACACUGCCUGCCCCAAGAACCUGUGGUGUCUGGCUCAUUCAUUCUGACCCAGGGAGAUCUCAAGGACAAAGGCUGUUCUACUGUUGGAUUUGGUUCUUAGCUCAAGCUCUCUGUUCCCCUGGCUGACCUCUCCCUAGUCACACCUCUCCGUCCAUCUGCCAGCAUUCCUUACACACCCACCCCCUGCUUCUGGGUUCAGCUCUUCCCCCUUCUUGAGUUUGGGGACAGCCAGGUCUCUAAUGAUCUGUGGGAUAACUGGGAGAAGAGUGAGCAGGGAACCCUGUCCCUGUCUGGUCUCACCACUCUCUUCGAGCAUCAGAAACAAUACUCUUCUGAGCCCCCGGAGUGGGAAGGAAGCCCUUGAGAGGGAGCUGCUCCAAAUCCUGGCUCUGAGAACACAGAAAUUCCAGCCCUGUGUCCCCUGAAGUUUUCGGGAAAGAGCAGCUGAAAGUGCUGGCCAGAACAACGUGAGCCCUAAGAUUCUGGGCAGAAUGGGACAAUGAAUCUGGGACUUUCCUCCACCCCUACCUUCAUCCAUCCUGCCACUCCCCAAAUCCACCUUGAAAGAGCUCCAGCAGAUCAUCACAAGUACACCGCACACCCCCAUCAAGGACUUAGCUCAAGCUUCUCACUCAUACCUCCCUAAGGUUGGAAGGAAGACAAAAUAUUCAUAAGCAAAGAGAGUAGGAACGGAAAGGAGUAAAUUUUGGCUGAAGUCCCUUGAUUUUGAACCUGAGUCGCUGAAAACUAGGCCAUUCUAGACCCAGUAUUCUUUUCUUCCAGAGGAAAUAAGAGAGACAAAGUUCCUAAGGAAGAGUUGGACACUUCAUUAAUUUUUUCAAAUUUUAAACCUAAUUAAAUAUUUUAAUAACAAUGAAACUAUUUGCACUUUUUGUGUUCAGUGUCCAUGAGGCUAUCAAUAAAAAGGAUAAGUAUCAUUUCAUAUAUGUGACAGCUAGACCUACAAAUGUAAG
Molecule: messenger RNA, 3327 nt
Organism: Kogia breviceps (pygmy sperm whale)
Lineage: Eukaryota; Metazoa; Chordata; Mammalia; Artiodactyla; Physeteridae
Gene: PM20D1
Product: peptidase M20 domain containing 1
Biological process (GO): amino acid metabolic process
Molecular function (GO): hydrolase activity, acting on carbon-nitrogen (but not peptide) bonds, in linear amides
Source: RefSeq, a predicted model, not a curated record